GUAGUUUUCCGGGUGUGAGUGACGUAACUUUUGACACCGCCACCCUAACCUCACCAUCCGUCAAUUUCCCAGCAAACGAUGGUCUUCCGCCGUUUAUUCCGGCCCCAAGUGAGCACACUUUUGCGCCAAUAUUGUGAUAAGAAGCCCCCUCAGGAGUACUUUAAUCGUGACGGUGACCGUGGCACGUCCAAAACCCUCACUUCUGAUACUCUACCCAAAGACUCAAAGAUCUUCGAGGCUAUCGGGGCCGCCGAGGAGCUGCUAAGCCACAUAGGCCUGGCCCGCGAGUAUGCACAAGAGGCGGAGCACGAAUACUCAGACAAACUCAAGCGAAUUCAGACAAUAAUCAUAGAUUUAAGCACGGCGAUUUCGCGCUCGAACGACCAGGCGAAGAAAAUCAUCCCGAAAAACUACACCAAAGAGCUGGAAGACUGGAUCUUGGAAUACUCGAAGCAGUUGCCGCCGCCUGAACAGUACAUUAUUCCUGGGGGCGGCAUCCCGAGUGCGUCUCUGCACGUUGCACGGGCGGUUUGUCGCCGGACUGAGCGCGUGAUCGUUCCUCUGGUGAACGAAGGGCAUUUGCACAACGAGGCCCUUAUUUACCUCAAUAGACUCUCGGACUUUUUGUUUAUCGUCUCACGAAUGGCCGCUAAGUUAGACAAGAGGACGGAGUCGAUCUAUAUCCCCAAACCCGACGAGAAAGUCCAAGCUCAAUAAUUUAUUACAUUUUGUACAUAGGAAAGUUUACAAAGUUUUAAUAAAAAAAUAUCAACAAAA
Messenger RNA from Tribolium castaneum (red flour beetle), 777 nucleotides. RefSeq names its product corrinoid adenosyltransferase MMAB. Gene Ontology annotation, molecular function: corrinoid adenosyltransferase activity. Lineage: Eukaryota; Metazoa; Arthropoda; Insecta; Coleoptera; Tenebrionidae. The transcript is spliced from 3 exons. The record is from RefSeq and is a predicted model, not a curated record. Bases 79 to 717 code for a protein of 212 amino acids.